Molecule: messenger RNA, 4434 nt
Organism: Cervus elaphus (red deer)
Lineage: Eukaryota; Metazoa; Chordata; Mammalia; Artiodactyla; Cervidae
Gene: HOXA1
Product: homeobox A1
Exons: 3
Coding region: 2274-3275 (333 amino acids)
Biological process (GO): regulation of transcription by RNA polymerase II
Cellular component (GO): nucleus
Molecular function (GO): DNA-binding transcription factor activity, RNA polymerase II-specific; RNA polymerase II cis-regulatory region sequence-specific DNA binding
Source: RefSeq, a predicted model, not a curated record
UGCCGGGGAUCCCCGUCCGAAAGCAUUAAGUUAGAAGGCGUUUAGUCAUAAUUCAUUUUUAUUGCUCUUUUAAAACAACAGCAGCUUGGCUGAGCUGCGGAUGCCCUGAACAGCUCCGGGCCUCGGCGGCGUUUUGUCUCUUCCUCGCUCCCUCCCUUUCUAGUAGAGCCAUGAAAGAGGCGCUUUGAGCCCAACAAGCGGCUUGCAAGUGACCGGGCUCGCCUUUCAUCCAGUCUUCACGGGCGGUUUAAGAGAUUUUGGCUCGGGUCGUGGGGCGCUGGCCUACUUGCCCCCACGGACCUCGGGUCUCCUACCCGGCGGAAUGAGCCCUGGGAUUUCGUGGGGGUGGGGAAGGAACCGCGCUACGGAAGCCCCCGGGCUCGAAGCCAGAGGAGGCUGCCUUUGUGAGCCGCACGGGGAGAGCGGCGCUCUGGGCGACCAGCCUGGGCGGAGUCGGCUCGGCCGCGGGAGCCUGCCAGCCGGGAGCGGUGCUCGGAGGCGGGUCGGUCGCCCGCCGCUGUACAGCGGCCUUAUGUGCGAGCGCAAGCUUAUGUGUGAUCCCAAGAAAAACAUUCCACCCACGAAGGCCGGGAAAAGAAGCCCGGAGGGAGGAAGAGAGGUGGAGGGAGAGGAGCUCAGAGGCCCAGAACUAGCAGAGGAAGGAGAGAGGUUGCAGACUGGGGUGACUCCGUGGUGCGAGCCCUGCGGCGGAGGGGGCCGUGCAGACCCGGGCCGAGAAAGCCAACAAAGGGACCGGAGUGAGGCAAGGGCCAGAACCUACCGACGAGCUUCGGCUGGAGGAGCAGGUCGUCCGCAAAGCCAGCCGGGACCCCUAAUGUCCUGUCUCCUCCCCCCAAGAGCCCCUUCUCUCCCCCUGGCUGGACGCCUGGCACUCCCAAGGAAGCCACCUCCAGGAGGGCCUCCUUGCCUUUUCCCUUCUCCAGUGUGAGGUUCUCCAGGUGCUGAAAUUGGGGGGCAGGAGUGACCUUUCCGGGCCUCCCUCUCAACUAUGAUUGGGGAUAGGUCACAGGUCACAGGAAAAUACCUUUCAAAAGGAAAUGUGUAGGGGGAAAUGCGCCUUUGCUUCUGAGGGAAUCCACAGUUAAACGUCCGUCCGUUUUCCCUCUUGGGGACACAGGUUAGGAUGGAACUGGUAUAGGUGGAGAACAGAACACAGAAACCUGAAAGGCUAACACCUCUGAAAUGUGCCUACCUCAAGCAAAACUUCCUUCUUUUACCCGGGGAGGGAAAGCUGGAGGGGAGUGGGAACCCCAAAGCCACACACAAUCAUCAGAUAAAUUUGAUCCGUUGGAUCCCCAUGUGGUGAACAUGGUCAGAGUAAAAUCUGUACAGCAUUGGCUGCGAAAUUCUUGUAUGAUGUCUGGACUUCUUUUACCUAAGAAUGCAUCAAUUCCUGGCCUCUGUUUGGCCUUUUCUCUCUACAAGCCAAAGGCUGACACGAGGCCUAAUAGUAAAGAGCAAUUAACGACCCCGUGGGCAUCGGGGUAAGAGGAAAGUGAUGGAGAACAGGAACGCUGUCCUGGGAUGACGCUCAGGUUUGCAAGUGUCUCUCUAGGGGUAGACUUGCAGGUUUACAGAAGGGACUGCACAGUCAGUUACAAAAGGGAGGAGGUGUUGCUGGGGAAGAAGAGAAUGUCCCGUCCACCAUCAGCCAUCUGUCCCCCGCCCCUCCCACCUGCCAGCUCACACCCCCACAUGAGCUGUGCAGUAGAAUGAGGGGGGGGCAGUGUAGAUAAAAGAGGCUCUACCACUUCUAACGUCCCCCUCCAGAAAACAAGAAACCUUGCGGGGGUGGGUGAGGGUGGGAAGGAAGAGUUCAUCGUACUUCGCCGGAGCUGUGGUCUCACCCUUUGAGGCCCGGGUGGGAGCCUGCAGGCCCCUGGUUCUUAGGGAGCUGGCAGAUGGCCUGCAGCGCAGGGCCCGGCCCCCACGCUGGCCACGUCCGCUAUCGUCAUCUCUCUCCCCCUCCUCCUACCCCUCAAAAUCCAGCCGUGUAGUUACUCCGGAUCUCGUAGGGCUCCUGAAGCAAAGCUGAGUGGGGAGGAGAAAGGGGCGGAGAGCGAGGAGCGAGGGAAGGCGAAGAGCCGGGCCACCCCCAGCCUUGGCCAGCGAGCCUAGCUCCCAAGGCUCGGACCCCCUCUCCCGGGCGUCGAAUUACAGAAGCUCCCGGUUGCCACACUAAUAGCCAGAGGGAAGUGAGAAAGUUGGCACGGUCACCCAGGACUUCGCAGGACCCGGUCACUCAGUGACAGAUGGACAAUGCAAGAAUGAGCUCCUUCCUGGAAUACCCCAUCCUCAGCGGUGGCGACUCGGGGACCUGCUCAGCGCGAGCCUACCCCUCCGACCACGGAAUUACAACUUUCCAGUCGUGCGCGGUCAGUGCCAACAGCUGUGGCAGCGACGACCGCUUCCUAGUGGGCAGGGGUGUGCAGAUCAGCCCGCCCCACCACCACCACCACCAUCACCACCCCCAACCGACCACCUAUCAGACUUCUGGGAACCUGGGAGUGUCCUACUCCCACUCGAGUUGUGGUCCAAGCUACAGCGCGCAGAACUUCGGCGCGCCUUACAGCCCCUACGCGUUAAAUCAGGAAGCAGAAGUAAGUGGUGGGUACCCCUCGUGCGCUCCCGCUGUUUACUCUGGAAACCUCUCAUCUCCCAUGGUCCAGCAUCACCACCACCACCAGGGUUAUGCCGGGGGCGCGGUGGGCUCGCCUCAGUACAUUCACCACUCAUAUGGACAAGAGCACCAGAGCCUGGCCCUGGCCACGUAUAAUAACUCCUUGUCCCCUCUCCACGCCAGCCACCAAGAAGCCUGUCGCUCCCCUCCAUCAGAGACCUCUUCUCCAGCACAGACCUUUGACUGGAUGAAAGUGAAAAGAAACCCUCCCAAAACAGGGAAAAUUGGAGAGUAUGGCUACGUGGGUCAGCCCAAUGCGGUGCGCACCAACUUCACCACCAAGCAGCUCACGGAGCUGGAGAAGGAGUUUCACUUCAACAAGUACUUGACACGCGCCCGCAGGGUGGAAAUUGCCGCGUCCCUGCAGCUCAAUGAGACCCAAGUGAAGAUCUGGUUCCAGAACCGCCGAAUGAAGCAGAAGAAACGGGAGAAGGAGGGUCUCUUGCCCAUCUCUCCAGCCACUCCGACGGGAAGCGAGGAGAAGGCUGAAGAAUCCUCAGAGAAGUCCAGCUCCUCGCCCUGCGUUCCUUCCCCGGGUUCUUCUACCUCAGACACUCUACCUACCUCCCACUGAGGCUGCCCCAGCCCCACUCAGCAGCCUGGGCUACUCCUCAGGCUGGGACUUCUUACCCAAAGCACAUUCUUAGCUUAUCUUCCUUUCCAUUUACAAUCUCUCUCUUCCUUUCUGAUCCUAUCUGGGGAACUCCUGGCUGGGGAUAAUGUGUUUCCAGAGAAUUCUGGAUGAGAGACUUGAUGGGGGGGGGGGGAGGGGUGUUAGCUCCCUAAGGCAGCUGGAGUGCCAGCAUCAAUUUUCUGAUGGCCCCUAACACCCCUACUUUUAGGAGAUUUCGACUGAACCUACUGCUCCUUUCAGAUGCUCUUUGGAAAAUGGUCUCCUUUGCCAGCAGAAAUAUAUCAGAGGAAGGCCUCUCAUCCUUUAUCUAUCUGUAUAUUUACAGUCCUCUCCUACUUUGCCCUGAAAGUAGGCUGGAGAGAGAGAAGAGAGUCCAAGAGCUCAUGAAGAAGAGAUUCUCUAUGAGCGUGUUUACACAAUUAAUUCAUCCCUUAAUUUAAUUUAAUUCCAUGUGCGUGAGUUUGCUGGUUGUAAAUACUUUGUCCUGAAAGAUUUAUCUUUAUACAGAUUUUCUAGAAAUGUUUAGAUUAAUGUUUAGAUUAAAACAGGGUGGGCAAACUCUCAAAGCUGGUACAACUUUGUAUGUGAUUAUAGGUUAAAGAAUAAAAGUUCUCACUUAAAAUCAAUCAGAUGCCUCAGAGGGUAGCCUCAGUUUGUUCUUUCAGUGAGUUAAGAAGGCCUGCAGAAUACAAGGGUCAGAAACCUUGCUUCCUGGGCUAAGUCUCUCCCCAUCCCCACCCCUUUCUUGUUUCUCUGGCCACACUCUAUUUAAAAUUUGUGCUGGAUUAUCUGGGACCUAAAAGUAUUAUUCAAACCAGCUUCUUCCUUCCACAGUUAUCUUAGCUGGAUGUGAUGUAUUUUCAGCUCAACUAUUAAUGUGAUGGAUGGCACAAUGAAUGUAUAUUUUGUGUGAUUCGUGAAAAGUCUUUUGCAUGUCGCACAAUGUUUUGGUGUCCCCGAAGUACCACACUGAAUUCUAUCAGUUAUCCUUUUGUGAUAUUUCCCAUUUCCUGUACAAUCAUUAACAGCUCUGGGAUCCUGGGGGUGGUGUGAUCCAGAGCAGAAUUUACGGGUCUUAAGAUGUCUGUAAUAAAUAUAU